AUGGGUUCCCACGCAAAGGUCUCGGCAUUGACGGAUCAGAUCAGUAUGGAGAAGAAAAGCCGGCAAAGCCUUGAAAACGAAUAUACCCAAAUACGAGCAAUGGUGAAUGCCGAUUUCAUAUCAUGGCUCGUCGGACUGAAGCAGAACCUCGGUCAAAAUCUGGAGGCCGUGCCAGCAGAUCGUCCCGCCAUACUCCAAAGACUUUUAUAUGCUAUAAGAGCAGUGGUUACCAGGGGUGCGGUGGGCGUAUUGGAAUUCUUGAUAAGCAACUAUCAAGCAAUCGACACCAAACAUCAACAACGAAGAGUGGUCAUUGACGGUCUCUGCGAGGACAUUAAAGACAGCAAGUUGCGGCUGCAAAGCCUCCAUCUCGAGGUAACGGAUAUUGUUCAUCGAAAUCGGCUUGCCACUAGCCAGGCCCUUCGGGUGAUCGACAAGCGAAUCAUGGAGGUCGAGCAGGCUCAAAAAACAUGCGCAGAUGUUAUGUUCAAGCAUCAACAGGCCAUGUUUAGGCAGCAGGAAGAGCUCAUAUUUAAACAACAGCAAGAGGCUAAACUCAAGCACAAGCAAGAAGAGGCGAUGCUUAAGCGACACGAAGCAGCUAUCUAUACAUGCCUUAUCGAAGCCGAGCGAUCAUCUCUACGCUCAAUUAGCCAGAAGUACGAUAACCUGGCUCUCAAACUUAGAGAACUUGCAGCCGAUCGCGAGGUCUUUGCGUUCUGGUCCUCUGCUUUAACAAAACGUAACAAGCGCACUAGUUCCUCAGCCAAAUCCAGGGGGAAAUCAACGGCCAACUUCCCCGAAUAUGUCCUCGAAAAGUCAAUAUCACAUCUCAAUAGCUUACUUGCACAGAUCCUUACGGCACUGUACGACGACACACGCCACACAAACGCCAUCGCAACUGGAAUGCUGAGUUCGCUGUUCGACUCUGAAUCUAUUGGCACCAUGGAACACGAAUCUUGUUCGCCUGGGCCUGUCCUCGAUCAGAGCCUUGGUAUCCACCAGUCGCUAGCCUAUGGGAAGCGAUCAGGUGGCGAGCGCAAGCGUCUCGACCUAGCGCUCUUCUUCGCACUGCUACAUCUGGGUUGGGCAGAGAGCGCGCAUCGGGCACAUUACCUGCUCAUCGAUGAGGUGUUUGACAGUCUAGACGAGGCGGGUCAAGAGGCAGUUGUCAGGUGGUGCAUGACAAUGCUACAGUCGAUGGUCAGUUGGAUUGUGAUGGUCACUCAUAGCCGAUUCUUGGCUGAGCGAGAUCCGGAAAGGGAUGCGGGUAAGGUCAUGGUCAUGCGGGUAAAGAUAGGGAGCCAAGGUACGGAGCUUGUUAAAGAUAGAUAG
Messenger RNA from Fusarium graminearum PH-1, 1335 nucleotides. RefSeq lists its product as uncharacterized. NCBI's taxonomy places the organism in Eukaryota, Fungi, Ascomycota, Sordariomycetes, Hypocreales, Nectriaceae. The transcript has a single exon. The record is from RefSeq and is a predicted model, not a curated record. Bases 1 to 1335 code for a protein of 444 amino acids.